AUGUCUCUUACCCUUGGAGCUGUUCAGAGGAUUGUCUCUGGUAGAUAUGUGGUAAAACCUCAGUUGCAGAUAUUGAGUUUAUCAACACUCAAGAAUAAUACUUCUCGUGUUUGCUGCGAUCUUACUGAUGGUAUACAAUUCUGUCCCAGUGUUAUUUCCCUAGUUCCUGAUCAACCUUUGAAAGAGAAAUCAAUUAUUCUCUUGGAUAACUAUUCUUAUGAUUUCUCUCCCUUAUUCGGAGAAUAUAUCAUCGAGGUUCUUAGAUAUAAGUUAUUUCCUGAUAUCUCCGAUGUUGAGGAUCAGGGUCCACUUCCAUUGGUAUCAACUCCUGUUUUAUUGGAUUUUUCUAGCCCAAAUAGUCCUUUGGAAAUUAAUAAUAGGAGUGCCAGUUCAUCGGUUGUGCCAGCUAAUCAGGAUUCCCAAAGUGUACCUUUGGUCAUCUCUCGUGUUUCCCCUCUGAAUUCAGCCUCUGAGACCUCCUCAAUUGUAUCUAUUUCUUCCAAGAGACCAGCCUCUACUUCUACCUACUCUUCUAAUUUCAUUAUGGCUUCAGAGCUUUAUUCCAAAAGGGUUAGGCGUCAAUCUGGUACACCUCUUCCCAUUUUUAAUUUGAGUUCUCAGUCAAUCUGGACCAUAAGAGGUCGAGUUACCAAAAAGACCGCGUUAAGGGAUUUAACAUCUGGAGGACAUUGGUUCUGUUUUGAGUUGUCCGAUAAUUCAGGGACCAUCAAAGUUAAUGUUUUUAAGGAUGAGAGUAUUAGGUUUUUUAAUCUAUUGAAAGUUGGUAAAGUUUAUACUAUAUCCAACGGAGAUCUUAUACCGUCAAAGAGGAAGUUUAAUACCACCGGACACUUGCGUGAAAUUACCCUUAAAGAUAUAAGUGUUAUUAAGGAGGAGAUAAAUUUCAAGGAGGAGGAUUUCCCUGCUGUGGCCUCAAAUUUUGUUAAGAUUUCAGCUUUAAGAGAUAUUUCCCUUGGUACUAUUGUAGAUACCGUUGGUGUUUGUCUGUUUUUAACUCUGGUUAAUCAGGAAGGAGAAGCCGGGCCUCGUCGUUCAAUAUUACUCUUGGAUGAUUCUGCUACUGAGAUCAGAGUAACCAUUUGGAAUUUAUCUCUAGAGGAUUUUAAUCCACCUGUUGGAUCUGUUCUUGUACUUAGAGGAGCUCGGCUUGUACGUCAGUUUUGUGGACGAAUCCUCUCCGUCUCUGCAUCUGCUACUGUCGAAAUCAAUCCUGAUAUUCCUGAGGUUUAUUCUCUUUUGGAUUGGUACAAUACUAAUGGAGAUACUGUUUCUUCAACUUCAUUAUCUCGAGGUUUCUUCGGUGAUUUUUCCCCCAUUAGUUCCUUACCGUCAUCACUUCAAGCUGACCAGAUCAUUUAUACUAAUUUGGAAGUUUCCAUAGUGUCUGGUAGUGGUCAUAUCUAUAAGGCUCACACCGAUUGUGGAAAAAAGGUUAAAAUUUAUAAGAGAAAUGUUCCUGUUUGCGAGGGAUGUACCGAUACCCUCCCUGAGCUAAUAGAUCAACUGGUGAUCACCUUCCAGGUGUCAGAUUCCUCCGGUCAGGCUGAAGUGGUCGCCUUUACUGAUGUUUCCUUAGAUCUACUUUCUUUGACGAUGAGUGAUAUCCCUGAUAUUACUGAUGAAGACCUUUCUCUAUUUUUAGAGAGACUUACUGACAAGACUUUUAAAUUCUGUAUUAAGACCAGGGAAUCAUUUUAUCAUGGAAAUACCCAUUUGCAACAUUCAAUUAAAUAUUUCUCUCCAGUUGUUAUUUCUGAGAUUUAG
Molecule: messenger RNA, 1785 nt
Organism: Tetranychus urticae (two-spotted spider mite)
Lineage: Eukaryota; Metazoa; Arthropoda; Arachnida; Trombidiformes; Tetranychidae
Source: RefSeq, a predicted model, not a curated record